Fonsecaea multimorphosa CBS 102226 is the source of this 1134-nucleotide messenger RNA. RefSeq lists its product as uncharacterized. Lineage: Eukaryota; Fungi; Ascomycota; Eurotiomycetes; Chaetothyriales; Herpotrichiellaceae. The transcript has a single exon. The record is from RefSeq and is a predicted model, not a curated record. Bases 1 to 1134 code for a protein of 377 amino acids.
AUGACCGUGAGAGAAGCCACUCAUGCCGGCUCGUGGUACUCUGGCAAUGGGCGACAACUGGCAACCCAACUCGACCAGUGGCUAUCUCAGGUGCCCGAGACAGGCAUUCUUCCUGGCGUCGACAGUCUGCCAUUGUCUGGAGCCAGAGUAGUUAUAUCUCCUCACGCAGGCUAUGCCUACUCUGGUCCUUGUGCAGCAUGGGCCUACAAAUGCCUCGACCUCUCCAAGGCAAAGCGUAUCUUCAUCCUCCACCCGUCUCAUCACCACCACUUGAGCACGGCUGCGCUCCCUGUUGUGGACGCCUACGAGACUCCCCUCUCCACCACGCCUCUACCCCUCGAUCAUGAGACUAUCCAAGAACUAUCCACCCUCUCCACGGUCGUCCAAGGUCGCACUGUCAAGUUCACCACCAUGUCUCAGCCCGUGGACGAAGCCGAGCACAGCGCCGAAAUGCAACUACCAUACAUCCACCGACUCCUCCAAAAGUUAUACCCUGACAAGCCCGAGUCGUCAUACCCUCCUCUAGUGCCCAUCAUGGUCGGCGGUACGAACCCUGCAACGGAGGCUGCAUUGGGGAAGAUGUUGGCUCCGUACAUCUCGGAUGAAAGCAAUGCAUUCGUCAUCUCCUCGGACUUCUGCCAUUGGGGGAGUCGAUUUGGUUACACCUAUUACCUCCCUGACGCACCCAGCCCGGCCUUGUCGCCGCUGACGCUCCCCAAUGGGGCACGAGGGGAAUUUACCACGGCGAAGGAGUCGGUCAACGAAGACGUUCACAAGAUGCCCACACUGGGGCUGGGUCAACAUCUCGGCUCCAGGACUCAGGUUCCAAAAGGUGGACCACAAAUAUUUGAGAGCAUCGCACACGCUGACAGAGCUUGUAUGUGUGCCAUCGCCACGGGACAACAUUCAGAAUUCCUUCGUGUGCUCAAGGAAACCGGGAACACCGUGUGUGGGCGACACCCCAUCGGUGUAUUCAUGGCUGGCCUUGAAGAGGUGGAGCGACUGGAGCGGGAAAAAGGUGGUGAACCGGACCAUCACAGACGAUUCAGGUUCAUGCGGUACGAACGCAGCAGUGAUGCCGAGACUGUGAGGGACAGCAGCGUCAGCUACGUGAGUGCUUUUGCCGUCCUCUGA